GUUUAUUUGGUGAGAUGAAGUGGUCCAAGAAUUUCUAUCUCUUAGCAAUAUUGUGCAUCUCUACCGAGCAGACCCCACCUUUUUCUGCUGAGUUUUACUAUCUCGACUCCCUAACCCAGGUACCUACAAGUAGGUAGUAUUGUUCUUGAGAUGUUGCUACCAGCAACUUUGUUACGAGGCUCGACGCUACUCUGGUUGCAGAUGUCUAAUCUAUCAGGUAAAUUGAUUAUAAUGCAGUGGUACAGUUACACAGUCUGGGAGUAGCACACGCGAACGCCACAGCUCUACCGCCACAUUAAAACAUGGAGGGAAGGAACCCUCCUGCAGGGCCAAUGCCCAAUCACAUAGCACUGCUCUCUCAGGCCAGACUCCGGCCCUGUCAAUGGACCUAAAAAAAAUCGAGAUGGGGAUUUGGAGAUAAUAGAUGACAUCGUCAGUACCAAAAGACUACUGCUAUUGUGCAUUAUACAUCGCGAAUUCUAUAUUGGCGAUAACCACGACUCACCGAUACUCCUGACGGCUUCACAACGAACCGCGACAUUCCCCCUAGUUGUUAAGAACAACGAGUCCUUCGCCGUCUAGUCAAUACUAUCAAUAUGUUCGGUGGAUUCGCACCCCCACAGCUCUCUGCCGAGGAGAUGCGACAGCUUGAAGGCGAGGCCAACUUUACUGUCAAGUCGUUCUUCGCGACCGCUCUCGUCCUAUAUAUCUCUCCCUUCGUCGUCGACGCUGUCUCUGGCUUCUUGUAGACGACACCCGUGAUACUAGAUAGACUCGACGCAUAAG
Molecule: messenger RNA, 786 nt
Organism: Xylaria bambusicola
Lineage: Eukaryota; Fungi; Ascomycota; Sordariomycetes; Xylariales; Xylariaceae
Product: mitochondrial outer membrane translocase complex, subunit Tom5
Exons: 4
Coding region: 597-749 (50 amino acids)
Source: RefSeq, a predicted model, not a curated record